AUGAGGCAAGUACACUCAGAUCACAGCCACGAGGCAGUGGAGCACAAGGGCUGCAAGGGAAGCAAAACCACCCCAGCAGGGAGUCUACGAGAGGGAGCAGUCUGCCUUCUCCAUGGGGGAGUCUGCACUAGGGGUGAAGUGUUUGUGAGGCCCUCCGGGACCCAGGAUGAAAUGCACAGCAGGUUGAAGGAUGACAGGCCAGAGACAAGACAGGAGGGAGCCAAGACACAGCUAGCUUGUUUUAUCAGGCUCUAUCGGUUCAUCUCGAGUAGAGAACCAUUUAAAUCACCAGAUCCCUGACACCCACCCCCAUUCUCACCUAGCGGUUGGAAUGACCAGGUUGGCUUCAGGGCUUGGUCUACACGCUUACCAUCUUCCUCUGCCUGCACAGAUAGCCUGAGCAGGUCAGUGAGUCCCUCCCAACAAUGUCCUCUGUGUUCUCUCAGCUCGCAAGCACAGGGCAGCCCACGUGGUUGAGGGUGUGCACAUGC
Messenger RNA from Ceratotherium simum simum (southern white rhinoceros), 491 nucleotides. Lineage: Eukaryota; Metazoa; Chordata; Mammalia; Perissodactyla; Rhinocerotidae. The record is from RefSeq and is a predicted model, not a curated record.